UGUUUUUUUUUUGGCAACUGAAAACUACAGAAAUGACAGACAUCAAGCCGCCACCUCUCCGUAGCCUGGACGAUUUCCUGCUGGGUUCGGCCAGGUUCGCCGUCCCUGAUGUCCGGAACUUGGACCGUUGGAACAACCGAAUCAUUAACAACCUCCUCUACUACCAGAGCAACUACUUUGUGAGCGCGUUGGUCCUGCUGCUGCUGCUGGGGUACUUCCAACCAUUCCAGUUGUUAGUUGGUGCUGUUGUUGUCACCCUCUUGUUCCUAGGCUUCACAUGGGCUGCUGAAAACCAGGCGCCUGUGCGCCGCUUCCGUCGAAACUACCCCUCUGUUUGUCUUGCGGCUAUUCUUCUGGCCAGCUAUUUCAUGUUGUCAGUGCUCGGUGCUGUGGCUGUGUUCUUGUUCGGGAUUUUCUUUCCACUUCUAAUUGUUCUGAUCCAUGCCUCCGUGAGACUACGCAGCCUGAAGAACAAGCUGGAGAACAAGCUGGAGAGCAUCGGCCUGAAGAGGACACCUAUGGGACUUCUGCUGGAGGCCCUGGGGCAGGAGCAGGAGGCUGGCUCCUAAAGGAAACGCUGUUUGUAUAGACUCGGUCUGAAGAUGAAAUUAUUACGAUUCUCACAACUAAAAACAAGAACGUGGCUCCAGGGACACUAAGGAAAGUUUGUUUGACCAACGUCUGAGAUAAGUGUCAUCUAGAAAACAUGACACUCAUGACACUCGAUUGUAUUCCAAAGUGUUAUGAACUAUGUGACUUCAUCUGCCAUAUUAAAGACAAAAGUCUCCAACCAGACCCUAGCACUUAGUUUAACUUGAAAACCUGAUAAAGUAAGAUGGUCUUCAUCAUGCUUGCUGGACACUUUAUCAGUGUUGCUUCUUUCUUCUCAGUUAUCUGUUUUGCUCCCGACUUAUCAAGCCCUUCACUUAUCCAUGUUUCAUCUAUGCUCAGCUCGGCUUCUUCGUUUCCCUACUAGUCUGAGAUUAGGGAGUGCACAGUCGGAACCUGAUUUUGCUUUCGGGAUCUGUCUUGUAGGAAACUGACAUAUUGCGUUGAAUAUAAAAGAGGUUUUCAUUUGGUCUAGUCAUGUCCUUAUUUACCGAACAGCAGUGGCUUUUUAAUGACAGUAUCUGAAUGGAGGCCAAUGUAUCUGUUUAUACUGAGAUCUAAAGUGGUCAUCGAGAAUAGAGCAUUUGGUUUGGAGUGAAUCUGUAUUUUUUUCUAUUUAAUAAAAAAUAGAGGAGCAGUAGCCGUAGAGAAGGACAUUGUUUACAGUAUUCUCUCUUUCAGAACCAAUAUGUUAACUCAUUCUAUAAGGCCUGUGCUAUGUAUAGUGCAGAAACACAGUGAUGAAGUUCUGACCAUUUUCUUUUUAAUGUACUAAUGUUUACUCCUGAGGUUUCAAAUCCUUUUGGAUGAUCUGAUGUACACAACUCUUUUAUUUUCUCAAAUGUGUUGAGGUGAACUCUCAGAGUUCAUCAGAUAUUUUGUGAAAAUGGUGAAAUGAAGUUUGAUUUCACAUUCUUUGCUUUUUGCUCAUGCUUUUUAUUCAAUGUGUCAAACACGUGACCAGCUGACUUAUUGCUGAGUGCCAGAUGUUUGUCUGUUAAUAGUGGUAUUCAUGUUUGUGCACAAGUGCACAAUGCAGUUUGCAACUCACAUUGCUGCCUUUCAUUCUGCUCAAGCUUGGUUUUAUUUGAUUGAUUUGAUGUAUUUUAUUCAUUCCCACAAUGAAAAAUUAUCCCAAACUUUGUUAAAUGUUUGUUUUUUAUUUGUUUACAUUUUUAAAAAUAAAUGAAAAAAUGAUUUUC
Synchiropus splendidus (mandarinfish) is the source of this 1811-nucleotide messenger RNA. It is a transcript of the gene praf2, whose product is annotated as PRA1 domain family, member 2. NCBI's taxonomy places the organism in Eukaryota, Metazoa, Chordata, Actinopteri, Syngnathiformes, Callionymidae. Gene Ontology annotation, cellular component: membrane. The record is from RefSeq and is a predicted model, not a curated record. The transcript is spliced from 3 exons. Bases 33 to 569 code for a protein of 178 amino acids.